Molecule: messenger RNA, 1050 nt
Organism: Rhea pennata
Lineage: Eukaryota; Metazoa; Chordata; Aves; Rheiformes; Rheidae
Product: glutathione S-transferase-like
Exons: 7
Coding region: 93-767 (224 amino acids)
Biological process (GO): glutathione metabolic process
Molecular function (GO): glutathione transferase activity
Source: RefSeq, a predicted model, not a curated record
GGGCUACAGAGCCUUACAAAUUCAGGGCAAAGCUGCUGAGAGCUUAGAGUGAGUUACACUUCGUACAAGGAGGAAAUCAGGUGCUUGGAAACAUGCCUGGGAAACCCAAGCUCUACUACUUCUGUGGACGAGGCCGAAUGGAAUCAAUUCGGUGGCUACUAGCAGCAGCCGGAGUUGAGUUUGAAGAAAGCUUCCUGGAAACAAGGGAUGACCUGUUGAAGUUAGAGAAGAGUGGAGCCCUGCUCUUUCAGCAAGUGCCCAUGGUGGAGAUGGAUGGGAUGAAGAUGGUGCAGACAAGAGCCAUCCUCAGCUACAUAGCAGCAAAGCACAACCUCUACGGGAAGGACCUGAAGGAGAGAGUCCUAAUUGAUAUGUAUGUGGAAGCAUUAAUGGAUCUGGAUGAGUUACUCAUGCACCAUCCUUUCCAACCAGCUGAUAAAAGGGAGCAAGAUCUUGCUAAUAUUGUGGAUAAAGCCACAAACAGAUACUUCCCAGUCUAUGAGAAGGUUUUGAAGAACCAUGGGCAAGACUUUCUUGUAGGCAACCAGCUCAGCAAGGCAGAUGUGCUGUUACUUGAAGCCCUUUUAAUGGCAGAAGAGUGCAAGCCUGAUAUACUUGCCAAAUUUCCUCUCUUGCAGAGUUUUAAAGCAAGAAUAAGUAAUGUCCCCACAAUAAAGAAAUUUCUGCAGCCUGGCAGCCAGAGGAAACCACCAAUAGAAGAAAAAGAUAUUCCAAAAGUGAUGAAGAUUUUCAAUGUUGCCCAGUGAGCAGCAACGUAAAAUCUCAGAAACUCUACCGCUUUUUCUCUGUGUUUCUUGACAGUGGCAAAGUGAAAUGAAUGAAAAUAGUUAAGUGUUUUUCUGAUCUCUCUUUCUCUAGCUAAGGAUUAGAUUUGGGCUACUGCAAACACUUUCCGUGCAAAUCUGCUUGAACACACCAGCAAAUGAAACGGUUAAAUGAAUUAUGAGGUGCGCUGGACAAAGCAGGAUGUCUUAAAUUACUGAUUUUAAGAGAUUUCCUGAAAUAAAGUCUCACUAUUGACACUUAAAA